Tetranychus urticae (two-spotted spider mite) is the source of this 1314-nucleotide messenger RNA. RefSeq lists its product as uncharacterized. NCBI's taxonomy places the organism in Eukaryota, Metazoa, Arthropoda, Arachnida, Trombidiformes, Tetranychidae. The record is from RefSeq and is a predicted model, not a curated record.
UAUAAAAGAUAUUUUAUUUAAAAUAGUGAAUAAAAUAUAAGACUUAGUUUUUUCAACUGAAUAUUGCCUCUGAACUGCCUAAAAAAAUACUCUUGAAAUGAAAUCUUUUCAACUAAAUGUUGGUUCGACUUCUUUUGUUUCCACUGAGCUAGUUUAAACUGGACACAGCUUGUUUCUGGUUCCGGUUUUGUCUUUUGUCUCAGGGUAAAGUAAUACAAGUUUCAGUUGUGCACAGCAUUUCUUUGUGAAUCCUUUGCUUUCUUCUUUGCUUCAAGUUCAUUUUUGCCAGUCAAGUCUAUUCACAGUUAAUGCUACAAAACCAUUUCUUUCACAGAAAAUAUUUUGAUUCUUGCCAAUGGAUAAUUCACUGAAAAAUAUUGAAAAAGAGGAUAAUUUAGAUAAAGUUACCAUAAAGGUUAAGGUUGAAGAUGAGGGAUAUCAUGAUAUAGUAAUAGAUUGGUCCGAUGGAAGUUCUCCAUACAAAGAUCAGCAAGUUAUUAACCAGCUUUCGACGAUAAUCGGAAUUCCAGUCGAAUUAAUCUGGAUGACUAUCUUAGAUUAUGCGCCUCUUAAUUAUUUUGAUUUACAAAAUAUCGAACAUAGAUCAUUCGAUCCCUGGUUUUAUGAGCAUGAUGCGCCUGAUGAGAAUGAGCCUGAUUUCAUGCCGUGUAACUUCACCAGAGAGAACUGUUUGGGAAGGUUGAAUGAUGGUGAUCGCUUUGUCUUGCGUACUGAUUUGACUUUGUGGGUGGAUGGCUGUUUCAGUCUAGACAUAUAUUUGUAUAGCCUUGACUGUGAGCUUUACAAUGAAAACAAUUGUACUCAGAACUAUUGUCAUUAUUCAAAUACGAGAGCUUUUAUCGAUAGAAGAAUAUCAGUUGUUAGAAACACUGAGUUACACAAUAUAUUACGAGCAAGGUAUGCAGAAUUACCUCCUAGUGUAGACCUUGCUUCAUCCUUGGAAAAUUCUUCGCAAAGAAGGAGAAUCUUGAGAGAGUUGGGCGUCAAGGUGUUCUUUUGGGGGCAGCGGUGUUCUUUCUGGUUCUCGAGACGUCAUCAUCGACAUAAUUCUCCCUAUUCACGGACUCGAGGUUAACAUUUAGUGAUAUUUUAUCUUCAUGUGAAAAUGGACGAUUAUUCUGGCUCCAGGAAACAAAACAUGGUGCUCAUCAUCAAUGACAUGCUCGCCACAAUUCCAAUCUCUCAUUAAUAAACAAGCAGAUUGAAGUAACCAUUGAAAGUAAAAUAUAAAUUUAUAACAUGAAAUACAUCACUUAAUUUUAUCAAUUAAAUAUUGGUUUGACUACUUUGUUC